AUGCUCAGCACACUCAUUCUACUGCCCACAAGCCUCCUGAUCUUCUUGAUAGCCACAAUCCACUAUCUCGCAUCCCACUCUCAUUCCACGCAAAGCGAUCCAACUGAGAAAGUAUGGAACGUCGAACGAACAGGCUUGAUGAUUUCCCUCUACACCUCAACACUGAACAGCCUCCCAAGAUCAUUGUUGAACAAGCUCAAUAUCAAAUUAGCAAGGAGAUUGAAAGUGGUUUACAAUGCUGGUAUAGGCUUCGGGUUAUUGGGGAUGACCAUUGCUCUAGGAGGGAGCUGCUGGGCUACGAUGAGUGUCUGGAAGAGCGUAAUGGAAGAAGUUAAUUUGCAUACGUUGGAGAAAGUUCAACAUGGGUCCGCAGGGAAUAUAGUGAAAAGGGCUUAUACAGAGAAUGGGGGAGCUGACGUUGUGAUGGAUGGAAGUUGGGACUUUGCAGGUGGAUUACAACCUUUGAUACCUGGUAUUACCAUGCCAUGGACACAUCUGCCCACACUUGCCUUAGCGCUGGUUGUCAAUCAGUUGAUACAUGAACUCGGUCAUGCUAUAAGCGCAGCUCUAGACGAUAUCCAGCCAUCUCGCUUCAGUUUCAGCUUAUACGCUGGUAUACCAAGUAUGAUGGUUUCGUUCCCAUCUAAUAUCGAUACAUUAGAUCCGAAUGCAAAGAUGCGAUUAGCGACUUCCGGUCCAUUCCAUAAUCUCCUAACUUGGUUUUUCUUCUGGUUACUUACUUUUGGCGGUGUGGGCAAGCUGUUCUGGUAUGAUAGAAGCAAUGAAGGAAUGGUAGUCAAAGAUGUCCAUUGGAACUCUCCUCUCUAUCCUCAUCUCACCCCUGGCUUAGUCCUGACACAUCUCGACGAUAUUCCAUUGUCUGUCACCCUUUCAUCCCCCGAUCCAUGGUCUGAAUACCUAUCAUCAGAUAAAGUAGGAGACGAAGGUAGAGGAUGGUGUAUGGACAAGACCACCUUUCUCUCUCAACCUGAACCGUCAUCUCCGCCUUCUUCAGAAGGUGAAAAAGGUAAAAUGGAAUGUAGAGACAACUCGACGGCUUCCGAACGAAUAACAUUCCAAUCUACCUAUGGACCUACCAAAGGUUCUUAUAGAUGUUUAAACCCCCUUCCCAUACUGAAUAUCAAAUCUACCAAAUGUCCUUGUCCAGAUAGCAGAUGGGUAUGUAUCCGACCUGAUCCCUCGGAAAAGGUCUUGAGGAUAGGUACGAAAGAUGGUAUCUUGUUGUUUACCGGACCUAGAGAAGAGGUAUUCAGGGAUGUGAGGGUGAGGAAAGAGGAUGCGAGGGGAUGGAAGGGUGGUGUGAGGUGGGGAGAAUUGUUUCUCAGCUACGCCUCAACCCUGUCACUCUCUUUAUUCCUGUUCAAUUUACUCCCUUUACCUCUCACAGAUGGUUCCCAAUUAUUAGAAUCACUAUUGGAAUGGAGAUCCACCGUCGGACCCACCAAUCCAAUGACUCCACUGAAAGCUACCAUCAACAACAACAACGACCCUUCACACCCCGAUGGAAACGACGGAGGUGGUCCAAGUAUGAAGCUUUAUAGGGAGUACGAGAUGGAUUCGGACGACGAAGAACAAUAUAUUGGUAUUGAGUCUGAGUUAGAACCUAUAGAUAAACCAAGAAGGGGAAGAUGGAAGGAAGUCGGUUGGAAACGAUGGGUCAGAAGAGGCAUACAAUGGUUCAGUUUUUCCAUGGUCGGAUUAUGGGGGAUAGGAUGGGCGAUAGUGUUCCUCUUGAGAUCGAGUUGA
Molecule: messenger RNA, 1767 nt
Organism: Kwoniella botswanensis
Lineage: Eukaryota; Fungi; Basidiomycota; Tremellomycetes; Tremellales; Cryptococcaceae
Exons: 6
Coding region: 1-1767 (588 amino acids)
Biological process (GO): membrane protein intracellular domain proteolysis; regulation of response to endoplasmic reticulum stress
Cellular component (GO): cytoplasm; membrane
Molecular function (GO): metalloendopeptidase activity
Source: RefSeq, a predicted model, not a curated record